This is a messenger RNA of Rhopilema esculentum, 8536 nucleotides long. RefSeq lists its product as uncharacterized. Gene Ontology annotation, molecular function: protein binding. The record is from RefSeq and is a predicted model, not a curated record. NCBI's taxonomy places the organism in Eukaryota, Metazoa, Cnidaria, Scyphozoa, Rhizostomeae, Rhizostomatidae.
UCCGUAUUUUAGCCCGUCAGUUAAUUUGUUGCUGUGUAGAAAUGAACAUCCGCUUGUUACAAACAAAUCGAGAAAUCUGAAUUUGUGAAUCACCGAAACACACGAAUAUUAAGAAAAGUUAUAUUCAAGUCAAUCAGAGAUAUGGAAAUCUUCAACGCAGUUGUCCAGUGGUUUUCAUUGCAUAGAAAUAUUCAUGAAAAUUAGCUUUUGCAACCAGUUGCUAACCUAGGCCCACUGUUAUGUUUGCGUAAGAAACGCUUGUGGACGUGAGGUCAAUGAUCAACAAGGGAGUCUAACAGGAAAAAAGAAAUUAAAUAAAAUUACAAAAUGGUUAUCAGCAAUGAUGGAUGGCCUGAAUCGUUCGGGUUUUCUAUUGCUGGUGAUGCCCCAGUCGUUGUGGUGUCUAUAUUGCCGAAUUCUGUUGCUGAAAGCGCGGGGCUUCAUGUUGGUGACCAAAUUUUAGAGAUAAAUGAAAAGAAUGUCCAAGGGCUAAGCAAAGAGCAAGUGACACUAGUUGCAAGACGGUCAAAUAGAGUUCCACCUUCCCUAGCUGUUAUUUCAAGGAUCCGUACUUUUCGCUUGCAAAGAAGAAGACAAGGUUAUGGUUUGACUUUACGAGGGUCCAGACCCGUUCACGUGGAGAGUGUAGCCAAAAAUUCUCCAGCAUAUGAGGCGGGAAUUUGCCCUGGCGAUAUGGUUAUUCAAGUGAAUGGACGUUCUGUGAAAAGACUUGAUAGACAAAAUGUUAUGAAGUUGAUAGAAUUGAGCAGUAAUAAUGUCACUCUAAAGUUGAUCGCUGGCAGCUCUGCAAUCAAGCGGUUUGAGAACAAGUACUCGUCAAAAACUUCUUCAAGGCAGAAAAAAGCCCGUGAAUUUUUCAAACAGAUGAGCUAUUAUCUAACUGGUGAAGAACAUAAAAAGACCUUGCUUAUUGCACUAAUGAAAAGAUAUGCAAAGGAUAGAGACAUUGAGAGGUUUUCCCGUCUUGUUUCAUGUUUGCUCACCAAUGAAGUUCAGCGUAGACUUCUAAAACCAAUAAGGUAUUUCAUUCCGUCUAAGCACAAACCAUUCUUUGAUGCAAUAGUCAGUCAAAACUACUCAAGCACUGGACCAUUUGAGGAUACAACACUUCGAAGUGCGGAAAAACAUUCCCCUAGGGACUUUAAUCACCAACAUUCGCCAAGAAAUGCAGAUGAUCCCAGAAUCCGAAGCAAAACUUGGUCAAGGGCAACAAGUACACCUUUUCAGAAUACAGAUUCAAGAACUUCAAGUUUUUCAAGACAAGCUGCAAAGACAAACAGAAAAGAACCACCUUGCAGGAUUGUGCAUCUUCAGCGAGAAAGUGGGAAUGCUCCUUUUGGUUUCACUAUCAGUGGUUACAACCCUGUGUUUCUUCGUUCCGUUGAUGAAGGUGGAUCGGCUGAAGCUGCUGGAUUAAAGCCAGGGGAUUGCAUAAUUGAAAUAAAUGGCAUCAAUGUGAGACAAGCGUCUCACGACAGUGUUAUCGAAAUCCUGAAGCACGCCGGAAAAUCACCUAGGUUAAUUGUCCAAUGGCGGCCGGUUCCUUACCAGCUAAGGAAUGGUAUCUCACCAAUCCGACCGGAUGCUGCUGCUUCUAAUCAACAACAACAGAAUGAAGAUCAUUCCGGUUCUGAUUCGGCACUCGAGUCUGAUAUUUCACCUCGAAAUGAAUCAAACCAGCAGUCAUCGUCGGGUGUUAACCCCGAACCGGACCAGAAGCAUUUGCUCCGGCAUUUGAAGGAUCAGAUGAAUAUGCUACUGACAAGAGGAGAGCAACUUGUGGUGAGACAGGCAAUCUCAUACUACCAUAGUGACAGAGAUGUAAACAAACUGAUCUAUGCACUGGAGCCUGUUCUCGACGACCCGUUGAAAUUGCAGAUGCUACACUGUAUUAGUCGACUGCUGCCCCCAGAAGCACAAUUGGAGUUUGAGCGGCUGGCAGUAGAGAUGGUGGCCAGGCAAAUGGAAAAUGGCAUCAUCAUUAGCGCAUCGACUACAGCCCAUGAAAUAUUUGAUAUAUUGUUCCGUGUUCAAGGCAGUAAACUGGCUGAAACUGAUAGGCCCCGAAACCUUAUUGGGGGCCUAAUAGACGUGAAGCCAGACCCAUCGUCUACAUCCAAACAAGUUUCCACUAGCAACUCAACCGGAUCACUAGGAUCAGACUUGGAUCAUUCGCCAGUAAAAGCCGAUUCCUCGUAUGAGCAGCUAGAUAUCACCCCAGUAAAGGAUUCGACAUUUGAGGCACUGAUGUCUAUAGAUGACGCCCAGUUGUCUCCACGGACUAACAAUAGCGGCCCAUCGCGAAUAAUAGCAACCGCCAUGGUCCACUCUCCUCCACAGUUAACCAAAGGCGCAGCUGACAACUCCGUCGCCGAUUCAAACAACAACGAGGGCAGAGGAUCUUCAACGGAGAAAACUGUGGAAGAGACGGUCAUUGACGAUGUGUUUGACGAACUGCCGCCAGAUGAUAGAACGAGGCUGACCGACAAGGAUAUCGAAGAUUUGAAAAGUGAGCUCCGAAAAGCUCAACAGGAGGCUGAGAAAGCUAGGAUGGAGGCUGAAGAAGAACGCAAAAAACAGAACCAGACACAGAAAUCUGAUUCUGUUUCAUCACCAAACUCAAGUAGCAGUAAGCCAAAAAAUAUUGCCGAUGAAAUUAAAGAAAAGUCAUUUGGUAUGGAGCCUGAAAGAAUGAGAACUGUCAGCACAGAUGAUCAUGUUAUACUGCCAGGCCAGUUUAUGCCUCCUCCUCCCCCACCACCCAUGGCACCUGCUCCUCCGCCGCCCCCUCCACCUCCUCUUGGUGGUGCUGCUGCGAAUGCAAUGCAGCUCAAGAGAAUCAACUGGGAAAAGUUAUCUGGUCCUGCUAUCGAGAAUACGGUCUGGGGAAAGCUCGGUAAUGAAGACGAAAUCGAUGAUAUGAUCGACUUCAAGGAAUUAGAAUCCCUCUUCAGCACCAAAAGGGUACCAAGGAAAGAAAAAAAGACAGAGAAGAAACAAGCUUCGAUUCUGGAAGCCAAGAAGACGUAUAAUUUAUCAAUUCUACUUGGUCAUCUGAAAAUGCCCACGGACGAUAUUUUCAAAGCUGUCCUAGCAGUUGAUGAAUCGAAACUUUCAGAGCCCCAUAUUCGCACUUUGCUCAUGUGUGCACCAGAACGGCCAGAGAUUGAAUCGUUUAAUAGUUUCAGUGGUGAUGCCAAAUCGUUGAGUACUUCCGAUGCAUUCACUGCCAAGAUGCUGAGCGUUCCAAAAUACAACGAAAGGCUCCGUGCAAUGCUUUUUAAGGCACGCUUUUACGACCGAAUCGACGAAAUACGGCCUGACAUAGACUCUGUAAGCAAAGCAUCAGAGGAAGUGAAAUCAAGCAAACUGCUAAUGAAAAUUCUUGAGAUCGUCCUUGCUACUGGAAAUUACAUGAAUCAAGGCAAUACCAGCAUGUCUGGCGCUUCUGGGUUCAAAAUUUCGUUUCUUACAAAGCUCAUAAGCACGAAGACGAGUGAUAACAAAUCAACUCUCCUUCAUGUUAUUGUCAAUUCAAUCAAGAACAACAAAUCUGAAUUGCUCGAUGUUAAAGACGAACUUCCAAACGUACCCCAGGCCGCUAAAGUUUCAAGCCAAAUGCUCAGCCUUGAAAUUGCAGAGCUGCGAACUGGAAUGAAGGAAAUACAAGAUGAGUUGAAAGUUUACGAAUCAGACGAUAAAGACGACAAAUUCUGUGAAGUUAUUGGUAAAUUUAUAGAAAGAGCUGAGAAUCAAUUUAAGGACUUGAUGGACACAUACGAAAAGAUGACAACGUCCUUCAAACAAACAGCUGAGUUUUAUGGCGAGACGAAGAUCACGACUGAAGAUUUUUUUGGCGCUUUUGCUAUUUUUCUACAAAACUUUGAGAGCGUAAAGAAAGAUGUGAUGUCAGAAGAAGAAAGGAAAGAAUACUAUGCCAGAAAGGAAAAGGAAUUCGAGGAAAUGAGAAAGCGAAGAGGCUCGUCCGUGAGUAGAAGCCGUACUCAAAGUGAAGAAAGACAGACUCCUGUCUCUGUGGUUGACGAAACUGAAAUUGCGAAAGGAUUUGAAGCUAUCGUGAAAAAGAGAUUUCCAGACGGAACUGAUGGUGAAAGGGAGGGUGAUAUUUUGAAAAACUCGCUAAACGAAGUUGUGACUCAUAUCAAGGCUUCAAAUGAGUUGCCUUCCCGAAAACGAGACAGUGACAAAGGCGUUGAAGAAAGUGCCACUGAAUCAGGCUCUAAAAAUGUCAGUAGAUCGGAUAUUUAUGGACCCAAAAAGGAAGUGUUUGAUAAUUUAAACAGCCAGCUUUCUAAAGUCAAUGCUGACCGGUCGCUGGACACGACUCCAGGGAAGGAGGGGAAUGCGUUUACCUCGCUGUUAAGACGAAGACCGACGGUUGAGGAGAGUAAACAUGAGGAGAAAAAGACUGAAGAAUCUUUUUUCAGUACGCUACCAAGGACCAAAGCAAAGCCCCCACCAACCAUUCCCAAAAAGAAGAAGGUACCCCCUCCACCUGUGAGGCCUAAACCCAAGCCUGGCACAGGUGAGAUGAGAGCAGCCACUCUUCCCCGGUCGUUGUCAAAGGCAAGACCUACAGAGCAGCCAGAAAGUGUUGGCAGCCCAAAACAUUCAAGAAAGAUUUCUGUGCCAGCAAAAAUGCCACAUGACCCGUUGUCUUCCUCAGAGGUUGAAGCCAAUCAGGAAAAAAAGAAGUUGUCUGUUACUCUCGAGGAGAAGGCAAACAUGCGAAACGAGGCUGCUGUAAGCGAAAUUAAAGACAGUGUGAAAGGUUUACUAAAGGGUACAGACUAUCAAGGAACAUACACUGAACUUUCAAAACAGUCGGCAUCAAUCACAGUCGCUGGUAAGCCUUCAGAAACCAGUGGGAAACAUGGAGAAACGUCAAAAGCAAAAGCAGAAUCGACGGCGAUCGGAAAGCCAAAAGUGACUGAACAGCCUACUCAAAAGUCAAAUGAAUUAGUUAUAAAUUUGGGAAAGACACUCCCAACAUAUAAGAUCGAAGUUAGCUAUUUUGAAGAGAAGCAAAACCCCCCAGAAGAAACAAGAAUCAGAGUAAAUUCCAUGAGCGAAAAGCCAAAGAAGCCAACAAGAAAAAUCUCAGAUCAUGUGACGAUUAAACCGUUUGAAGCAACCAAUGUGAGCCCAGGCUACGAACAGAAAGAUUACGAUCAUGAGGAUGAUGAUUAUGACAACCUGCCGUCUGAUAAAUUCGAUGAAAAGGAUGGCCAAGUUGAAGAAACACCUGUUAAUGUAGUAGAAGAUGAGCCCGAUUAUGCCAUUCCGGGUUUUGCAACCUAUGACCGGAAACCAGAAGAUUCAAAACAAACUCGUCUGGAUGGAAAAGCUGAUAAUGUUUUGACCAGGAAAAAAGAUAGCGACAGCUUAAAUGAUUACGAUUUACUGGAAAAUUUCGAGCAAGAAGGUAAUAAUGAGGCUAGUAAGUCUACAGACACACGUAAAACCAGCUUACAAAUCCGGCCUAAUCGACGACCUGCUCGCAGUUUAUCUUUGAGUUCGUCCCAGAGCUCGGAAAGUGAUUCUCCUAAAUCUUAUAGGAAGUACAAGCAAAGUCGUUCUACAGCAUCCAAGACAAAGUCAUCGCCAUUGCAGAAAAUCAAGGGGGUUAUUGAUGGAAUAAGAAGUCGCUCUUCGUCGGAUGCUUCAACUACAAGUAACGUUCUAGAGAUGAAACCAAGCAGGGACUUUGCAAAUCUCAGUCCAAAACCAAUAUUAAAAUAUGGCGACCUAAGCUCACUACCAAACCGUUCACAAUCUCCUCAUUCAGUAACUUUUCAAGACUUUUCAUCCGAUGAAAGGGAAUCAGAGGUUGUAAAGCUGAGCAGCGAGAGUGAAGAUUUUAUUGAAAAUUCAGUACGAAUCCCAUCUUUACCCAAGGAACCCACUCCAAAGCCAACACUGGAUCCAGUAGCUCCACCUAUCCCUCCUUUACAUCGCUUAAAAAAACCGAUAAAAGAGCCAAGUAUCGCCAGAGGACCAAUAAUGCCAAUUCCAUUCCACUUGCGCAAGCAGAAUCAAGAAAGUGAACCAAGGCUAGAAAUGCCUCCAGCACCACCAAGUGGGCCACCGCCACCACCAAGUGGGCCACCGCCACCCCCACCACCAAGCGAACCACCCCCACCACCAAGCAAACCGCCUCCACCACCAAGCGAAAUCCCCCCACCACCAAGUGGACCACCACCAGCCAGUGAUCCCCCACCGUUGCCAAGUGAUCCACCACCACUGCUAACUGGUCCGCCACUUAGCAAGCCACCACCUUUGCCAGAUUCACCACCCAUGUCUUCUCAUAAAAAGCAAACACCCAAGAAACCAGGACCGUUGCCUGUAGAUUCUAUAAAUCCUGUACCAAAUGCAAGCAAUCCGUUGUCUCCAUCGAUUCCACAGUUUAAGCCACCCCCACCACCUGUGGCAAAACAAAAUGUGUCUGACUCUUCAUCGAAAGACAAGAAACCACCACCACCCCCAGCUCGUACAGUUACCCUUUCGCCAAGUCCCCCACAGAUUUUGUCGCCGGUAUCAGAUCAGAUGCUGUCACCGGAGAAAAAGUCUAAACCAGCACCACCACCAAAGCGAAUUCAGUCCCUGCCAAGUUCAGCAUCGCAUGUCAAGGACGCAUUAAAUCGAAAUGCACAGUUGAUUGUUUCGUCAAAUGAUGCAAGUCGCAAUCAAAAACCUCUAAAUGGAUCUGAUUCCAGAUUAAAACCAAUACCAAAUAAGCUUAUGAAUGGCAACAGCAGACAUGGCGAUAAAAGGCAGAACGCAGAACCUAUCAAAUGCCCGACCCCAGACCUUCAGGACUUUACAGAACCACUAGACAAUGUUCCAAUUGUACCCCCGCCGCCUUCCCCAUCACCCCCAAAGACCUCGUAUAUGGAUUCUUUUAUGAACAAGGGGGUAGAUUCCAAUAACAUUACAGACAAUAAGAAUCAAAGCUCGACGACGACAGGGACAAAACAUGCUGUGUCUAAUAUGAACAUGUUUAUGGUCAAGGUUUUACCCACGUCACCUCCGUUGAUUUUCAGAAAAGAUGAAGCCAACAUUGUGGACCAUACUGGAACUCCAAACGGAUUGUCUUCUACGCAAAAUUUUGACAUCAGCGAUCCUAUAGAUAAGUCAACGGAUUUCCAUGAAACGGAAGAAAAGCGAGACAGAACUCAGUCAGUUACCUCCGUUACGUCGGUUUCUUUUCCCCCGUUACCACCAGAUUCUUUACUCGCAUCGGUUGAUGAAAACUACGGCGAGAAUUAUGAAGAAGAGCAAAACUUUGAUGAAUCUCAAGUAGUAUUUCAUUUUUAGCCAACCCAACAAAGCCCUGAAUCUUUUUAAACGUAGCAUGAAUAUUUCUUGCGAUCCUGAUUUCAAAUGAGCAUUUGUAAUUCCCACGUUUUUGCAGCAACAUUUGCUCAAUCUACAGAAGAAAAUCAUGAUGUCUUUUACUGUAAUGUUGACAGUUACGUCACGGACUAUACCAUCAUCUUAGAGCUUUUUCAUGUCGCUCUGUUAGGAUGAUCACUACGAUCAUAUUCGUAUCGAAAUCUUUCUUACUUUUUCUGCAGUUCAAAAGAUGCCUUAUCUUAAUCUGUGGUUUAUUUUCCCCGUAGCAAUUGUGGCCUUCUAGGAUAGCUGCAAAAUUCUUUGAUUAUAUUAAUGAUAUUACAUGAUAGAAUUUUUAAUUCUGUUUUUGUAGAUAAGUGAUUUUAAAAUGGUAACUUACAUAUUGAUUUGUAAAUGAUUUUUAGGGACAGUUAAAUUUGAUUACACAUCUUAAUUUUUCGUCAUUUUUUAUCAUCUAACCGUAAAGUGCUAUGGCUCCCUACAUCCAACAUUUCAGGUUACAAUUUUUAACGACCUUUAUAAAGCUACAUUCUGGAAUCCUACAGAAGUAAGCGUAAUAAUGUUGUGUUUGACUCGAGUUAGCACUUUGGUUGUUGGCAAGAAAUUGCCACACCCCACAUAACCUGAAUAGCAAUAUGUCUUUGUUUUUGCCCAUGUACUUCCAACUACCAUGAGACCAAAACAAAUCUUAAAAGGGGUUGAAUAUUCCCCAUGGGCUGUGAUCGUGCCAAUCCCAAAGCUUUCCUUCCACGAGGGAAUUAAAAUAUUCUGUCGUUAUUAUUAACACAAAAUCAAUUUAUGCGUGCUUGUGACUUCCAUCCAUCCUAAGCAGCCAAAACAGACGCAUGGAAUUGGUUUUAAAUCUGACUUUAUGAAACUUGCUCAAGUCAUAGCACGCAUUUAGAAGAGGUAAAAUGUUAUUAAAAACAAGCUAAUUGUUUUCAAACGUAGCUCUUUCGUUUAUAUUGCUGGUUCCUGUUUCUAUCGACUAGGUACUUUACAAUAUCAAAUAGUGCUUAUCUCGCUUCCAUGUAAAGGACUGUUCUUUUGCUAACACGAUUUUCGUUAUUUAUGUUUUCAUCGUAUUUAAUUGUAUUGUAAAUUGGGGAUAUAUUGUAAAGAUAUUCUUUUAAAGCGA